AUGCAGCUGUGCCGGGGCCGCGCGUUGGGCAUCUCGGUGGCGGUGGCGCACGGGGUGUUCUCGGGCUCGCUCAACAUCCUGCUGAAGUUUCUCAUCACCCGCUACCACUUCGCCUUCCUGACGCUGCUGCAGUGCCUGACCAGCUCCACGGCGGCGCUCAGCCUGGAGGUGCUGCGGCGACGGGGCGCCCUGGACAUGCCGCCGUUCGGCUUCAGCCUGGCGCGCCUCUUCGCCGGGGUCACGCUGCUCUCCACGCUCCAGUCCAGCCUCACCCUCUGGUCCCUGCGCGGCCUCAGCCUGCCCAUGUACGUGGUCUUCAAGCGCUGCCUGCCCCUCGUCACCCUCCUCAUCGGCGUCCUGGUGCUCAAGAACGGCAUCCCCUCCGUCGGGGUCUUGGUGGCAGUCCUCAUCACCACCUGCGGGGCGGCUCUGGCAGGUGCGGGUGACCUGACUGGUGAUCCUAUUGGGUACCUGACUGGAGUGUUGGCUGUGCUGGUGCAUGCAGCCUAUUUGGUAAUCAUUCAAAAGACGAGUGCAGAUAGUGACUAUGGGCCCCUUACGGCCCAGUAUGCCAUUGCUGUUUCUGCCACACCUUUUCUCAUCAUCCUCUCCUUUGCCAGCAUGGAUGCCGUCAAUGUCUGGUCCUUCCCAGGAUGGAAAGAUCCUGCCAUGACCUGCACCUUUAUUGUGUGUGUCGUGAUUGGCUGUGCCAUGAAUUUUACCACUCUCCACUGCACCUACAUCAACUCGGCUGUAACCACCAGUUUCGUCGGGGUCGUGAAGAGCAUUGCAACCAUCACGGUUGGGAUGGUGGCUUUUAGCGACGUAGAGCCUACAAAGCUGUUUAUAGCUGGUGUGGUGGUAAAUACCAUAGGCUCCAUCAUUUAUUGUGUGGUCAAGUACAUGGAAACGAGAAAGCAGAGUCAUUACGAAGACUUGGAGAAGGAAAUGAGGGAGGAGGAGGAGAAGAAAGAAUGUGAUGGAGAGCAGCCGCCUUUUGUAAUGGAGGAGAUCUCCAAGGACACAGAGCAUGGAGAGACACCAAUGGAGGAGUCAGCAAAUGGAAGUGACCAGCAAAGCACAGAGGAGAAGGACAGCAUUGUGGGACAAGGAAAUGCGGCCACUGUCAUUCAUGGUGGCAACUCUGAAGGAGUUACCAACAGCUCAUUAAAGGACGCCUACCUUGGAGUAUGGAGGUUGGUUAGGGGGGCUAAUUAUAUGAAGAAAGAUUACCUAGUAGAGAAUGAGGAGCUACCAAGUCCUUGA
This is a messenger RNA of Zootoca vivipara (common lizard), 1266 nucleotides long. It is a transcript of the gene SLC35D3, whose product is annotated as solute carrier family 35 member D3. The record is from RefSeq and is a predicted model, not a curated record. NCBI's taxonomy places the organism in Eukaryota, Metazoa, Chordata, Lepidosauria, Squamata, Lacertidae.